This is a messenger RNA of Condylostylus longicornis, 1379 nucleotides long. RefSeq lists its product as uncharacterized. The transcript has 3 exons. Lineage: Eukaryota; Metazoa; Arthropoda; Insecta; Diptera; Dolichopodidae. The record is from RefSeq and is a predicted model, not a curated record. Bases 396 to 1049 code for a protein of 217 amino acids.
GUUAAAAUUAUCGUAAAGAAAAAAAUAAUAUUUUGAAAGAAAACAGAAUAAAAACAACAACAAAAAUAAUUUAAACAGGUUCAAAUUUUUGCACAUCUUCGAAAGUGUGUGUUGUUUUUCCAAUUUGCUCUUCAUUUUUCAUUUUUGAUUUUUAUGUUAUUUAUUUGCGUUUUCGUUUUACACAAAAAAACCGCAGUUCAAAAUCGUAGUGUACAUUUCAUAGAAAAUAUUUAUUAGAAAAAAUUUGAAGAACUUUUAUUAAAUUUAUUUUUUAAAUUUAAGUUUUUCAAAUAGAAGAAAAAUAUUAAGAAUAAAAUUUAAAACAUUAAUUAACAUUUUACACCAAUUAUAAUUAAAAAUUAUAAAGGAUUUUUGUUGAAAAUUAGAAGAACAAAAUGUUGCGUUUUCUAGUUCUUUUAAUAUUCAGUACAUCCGCAGCAUUAGCACAACGACGGCUUGCUCUACCAGAUCCAAGAAGUUGCGCUAAUAGAGUCCGUCAUGCAACUUAUCGUGAUGCAAGAGGUGUAGCACAUUCAUAUUUUUUCAGUUGGGAACAUGGUCCAACAAGAUCACUUGAAGUAGAUUGGUUAGAUGCUAGAAAUAUUUGUCGUCGUCAUUGUAUGGAUGCCGUUUCAUUAGAGACACCACAAGAAAAUGAAUUUAUUAAGCAACGUAUUGCACGUGGUAAUGUACGUUAUAUAUGGACAUCGGGUCGUAAAUGUAAUUUUGCUGGUUGUGAUCGCCCCGAUUUACAACCACCAAAUGAAAAUGGUUGGUUUUGGUCUGGAUCAGGUGCUAAAAUUGGACCGACAAGCCAACGUAAUACUGGUGAUUGGAGUCAUACAGGUGGUUAUAAUUUACCACAGCCAGAUAAUCGUGAAGCAGCUCAAGGAAAUGAUGAAUCAUGUUUAUCAAUAUUAAAUAAUUUCUAUAAUGAUGGUUUAAAAUGGCAUGAUGUUGCAUGCCAUCAUUUAAAACCAUUUGUAUGCGAAGAUUCUGAUGAAUUACUCAGUUUUGUACGUUCUCGUAAUCCUGGAAUUCGUCUCUAAAAAUAAAAUUUAUUUUUCUUUUAAAUAUAAGAGAGGUCUUUCAAAAUUAAUAUAUAUUUUCUUCUUUAGUGAUUAAGUUUCGACUUAACGCAGAAAACAAAAAAAAUGCAAUGUACAAUAUUAUUGUUUAAUUUAUAUUAUAUAUAAAUUGAUUUUAGAAUUAUUUUUUUGUAUUUGUAUUUAUAUAUAUCUAAUAUUUUUUUUAAAAUUAUUUAUCAAAUUUAACUAUCCAUAAUAAUAAUUAAUGAAAAUUUCCAUAUAAUCACUGGUGCAAAUAUAAUUACAUAUGUAUGUACAUUUAAAUGUAUGACAAUAAGGAUAUAAAUUGGA